Messenger RNA from Dentiscutata erythropus, 254 nucleotides. Lineage: Eukaryota; Fungi; Glomeromycota; Glomeromycetes; Diversisporales; Gigasporaceae. The record is from the annotation of a GenBank genome assembly.
CAAACGUGAAGCUGAUUAUACAAAACUUAAAGAAGAUACUACUAACCUCAAGAUCAAAAACACUGAGCUUGAAGCCGAAGGAAACGAUCGUGAUAAUAUUGAAAGUAGUGUAGAUAUUGCUUCCCAAAUAAGAAUUCAGCAAAAAACUAUUCCGAAUACUCCUUUACUAGCAGAAGAUCUUGACGAUUCAGAUGAAAUUGAGCUGGCUAAAAAUCAGAAUAUAGAACUGGGUUUAAUACAAGAUUUACGGAGUG